Culicoides brevitarsis is the source of this 2946-nucleotide messenger RNA. It is a transcript of the gene Ets98B, whose product is annotated as DNA-binding protein D-ETS-4. The transcript has 5 exons. Gene Ontology annotation, molecular function: sequence-specific DNA binding; DNA-binding transcription factor activity, RNA polymerase II-specific. The coding region runs from base 483 to 2105 and encodes 540 amino acids. The record is from RefSeq and is a predicted model, not a curated record. Gene Ontology annotation, cellular component: nucleus. Lineage: Eukaryota; Metazoa; Arthropoda; Insecta; Diptera; Ceratopogonidae. Gene Ontology annotation, biological process: cell differentiation; regulation of transcription by RNA polymerase II.
AUGUGAACGGUUUAUUUAUUGAAAUUAUUCUUAAGAUUAUUUAUUUAUUUUUUUCUUCAUUUCUUGUAUAUACACACGCGUACAUGUGUUGCUUACAAAGUGAAACGCGUUAAAAUACACACACAGCCAGCAACAACAACAAAAAGUGUUCAAUAUACGACGACGACACGACGCGCGACAAAUGAAAAAUUAUCGCUUAAUGUCUCGCUAAAAAGAAGAAAAUCAAUCAUUUAUAAUAUAAUAAUAUAAUAUUUAUUUAAUUUAAUGUGACCUAAAAGUGUGAUUAUUUAUUUAUCAAUAUAAGCAAAAUAUAAUUUUCAAAAAAUAUUUCAACAACGACGUAAAAAAAUACUUGGAAAGAAUAAAAAAACGCUCUGUUCGAGAAAAAUCGUUGAGAAAAAAAUAAACUGUGUUAUCAGUGCUCUAAAAAAAAAUUAUUUUUUUGAUAUUCAUUUUGGAUAAUUAACGAGGAGUGACGGAAAAUGGCUUACGAAAUGAUGUAUUUUCAAAAGGAAGCUGCUUCACAGAUCUCCAUGGACAUUUACGCCUCGUAUGCCGACAGUUUUGACUUGUCUCUGUUGAAAAAUGUGACAGACGAGAAGAAAGAAAAUAUUUCGCAGAUGUCACCCGAGUACAUUCCCGCGACGAUUUACCCUGAUUCGAUGCAAUCACUGAAAAAGUCGCUCGCCUGGAACCAACCGCAACAAGUCACUGACGUUCCCAUGGAAGAAGAUCCGUGCGCGAUGUUUUCCGCCCAAAAUAUCCACAAUUACAAACAGAAUUUCUACUCGUAUCCAUUACCGAGCCCACCCCAAGAGACGACAGUUUCCUCGUCAACAGCAUCGCCGCCCGCCUACCAAUUCUUCAACAGCGCCGGCAGUCACGUGAAUAUCAAACAAGAGCACAUAAUUCUGCCUCCGUCGCCGCCCGAAUCGGAUGCCGCGUUCGAAUCGGAUGCGGAUGUCGUGAAAAAUGAGCCCACAGAACAAAACACAGCAACAGCAACGACGACCACAGAGCCUCCGAGCUGCAUCGACAUUGAAUAUUUUUUGAAAAGUUCAUUUGAUUCUAUGAAUCAGUCAACGUUAGCGAGUAAUAGUAGUAGUAUAAGUGAUAAUGAUAGCGAUAAGAAAGAUCAUCAGCUGCUAAGAGAGUGCCUGCAAGACACUUCGUUCCAGAAGAAGCACAAUCUUAGACCCGUUGCCUUGGAGUCACUUUUCAACACGAAUUGCGGAUGGAAUUUGCGCGGCGAUAUUGAGCCCGUGAUUUCGCUCGCACUCGAACAAGCCAAAUGUGAUAUUCAGGCAACGUGUGCUGCAUUAGAUAUCUCACCUGAUCCGAAAGAAUGGACCACCGAACAAGCCCAUUUGUGGCUCCGAUCCACAAUUCAGCAAUUCAAACUUCCCGCCAUACCGAAUAUGGAGAACAUUUUUCCAGAAAAUGGCGAAGAAUUGUCACAAUUGAGUGAAGAUGAAUUUAUCGAAAGAUGUCCCCAGGCUGGAAGUACCUUGCAUGGUCAGCUUGAGGUAUGGAUUGCCGCAUGUCCUGAUGUUUCAUACACACCAACGACGAUUGAAAGUCUCGGAAGCGAGACAAUUGUUGAAAAUCCCUCCGAUAUUUGUAUGAGCACUGUUAUUAAAAGUGAAAUUGAUGAAACCUCAAUUGCCUCACCGUUAUCUACAGUGUCAUGCAACAACAUUUCAACCACCGUCGCGCCAUCUUCACCCUCAGCGCAAGCACCUGCGAGCACAUCCAAGACAUCCACAGCAAAUUCAACAUCAUCAACGACGACGACGACAGCGACAUCAACAGCUACCCGUCAAGGCAGUGCCCACAUACAUUUGUGGCAAUUCCUCAAGGAAUUGUUGAGUGCACCACAAACCUACGGAACCGCACUUCGAUGGAUCGACCGAAAACAGGGCAUCUUCAAGAUCGAGGACAGCGUUCGCGUGGCCCGCUUAUGGGGUCGUCGUAAAAAUCGCCCCGCGAUGAACUACGACAAACUCUCACGAUCGAUACGACAAUACUACAAGAAGGGCAUCAUGAAGAAAACUGAGCGAUCGCAACGACUCGUUUAUCAGUUUUGUCAUCCGUACUUCUUGUAGAUUUUAUCAGCUAUUAUUAUUUUUAUACGAUUAUUAUUACUUUAGAAUCACACUGAACCCACAUUAAAUUAUUUAUUAUAUUUAAAAAUAUUUAUUUCAAUUGAAAUGCACGCGAGAUUCUUUAUUAUAAAAAGAGAGAAAAAAAAAUUAGCAAAAGGCGCGAAUAUUUUGCGACCUUGCUGAUGGACAAUUAAAAAAAAAUAUUUUGUUUCUAUUAUGGAACGUUAUUAAACACAAUUAUUAUACAUUAAACAAAUUUUAAUGGAAACGCUAUCAAACGGGGUUCGUUUUACACAGAAGCACUGGGACGUCAAUAAUUAGGGGCGGCAUCCACGCACUUGCAUUACGGACCAUUAUUUUAGCGAGUCCAUUAAAACUUUAUUAAUAAUAUUUUUAUUAUUAUUUUUCGUGGAUAAUAUUUAUCCAUUUUUUAUUACAAAUAUCACAUUAUAUAAUAUUAUUAUACUCACAAAAAAAAAUUAGUUUAGUUUUAUUAAACAUUAUAUACAUUAUUAGGGUAUUAAGGAGGAUCAUAAUUAUAUUAUCAUAACCCAUUAUUUUAUUUGUUUGUAAUAAAUGGCAGCUUCACAAAGCAUCUCGCCACAGCAAAAAAGGGAUCCUCAUGGGAGAUGUUUGGUGAACCUUCAUUUCACAAACAAACUAAAAAAACAUUAAUUAUCUAAAUAAUUUUAAUCACAUGUUAUUUUUGUGAAAAAAAGUUAUCUAAAUUUUGUUUUGAUUCCCCAAAGGUGUGAUUGAGUGAACCUCGACAAUUGUUGAUGCGCAUCGAGAAACUCUAUGAAAAAAUUGGAAUCAAGAUAAAAUUUAGUUUAAAGUUUAA